Messenger RNA from Nothobranchius furzeri (turquoise killifish), 971 nucleotides. RefSeq names its product mediator complex subunit 4 (gene med4). The record is from RefSeq and is a predicted model, not a curated record. Gene Ontology annotation, molecular function: transcription coregulator activity. NCBI's taxonomy places the organism in Eukaryota, Metazoa, Chordata, Actinopteri, Cyprinodontiformes, Nothobranchiidae. Gene Ontology annotation, cellular component: mediator complex; core mediator complex. Gene Ontology annotation, biological process: regulation of transcription by RNA polymerase II.
CUGGCUCUAAUUUCACAACAGGAAACGGAACGAGACGUAACAUCCGGUCCGACCGCGCGAUCCGAAAAUGGCGGCCGUGGCGGAGAAAUCAACGAAAGAAAGACUUUUGUCUGUGUUGGACGACUUGGAGGUUUUAUCACGGGAGUUGAUCGAGAUGUUGGCUCUGUCCAGAUCUCAGAAGCUACCUCAGCCCGGAGACGACACGCAGAUCAUUGAUCUGCUGGUGCAGAGGGACACGGAGUUCCAGGAGCUGAUGGAGGUGGCCCAGCAGCAGGGGAAGGUUCACCAGGAGAUGCAGCUGCUGGAGAAGGAGGUGGAGAAAAGAGACAGCGACAUCCAGCAGCUCCAGAAGCAGCUGAAGGAGGCCGAACACAUACUAGCCACCGCUGUUUACCAGGCAAAAGAGAAACUUAAGUCUAUAGAAAAAGCCCGGAAAGGAAGCAUUUCAUCAGAGGAAAUCAUCAAAUACGCUCACCGAAUCAGUGCCAGCAACGCCGUGUGUGCUCCACUCAACUGGGUGCCAGGAGAUCCACGCAGACCUUAUCCCACCGACCUGGAAAUGCGCAGCGGGAUGCUGGGUCACAUGGCAAACCUGCCAUCCAACGGUGUGAACGGACACCUGCCAGGUGAUGCUCUGGCUGCAGGACGGUUACCAGAUGUCCUGACACCUCACUACCCAUGGCAAUCUUCAGACGUCUCUGUUGGGAUGCUGCCUCCUCACCAUGGUAAUGACUUCGGCUUGGAGCCCCCCGGUCACAACAAGGAGAACGAGGAUGAUGUGGAGGCCAUGUCCACCGACUCAUCCAGCAGCAGCAGUGAUUCAGACUAAAAGUGUGUGUGUGUGUGUGUGUGUGUGUGUGUGUGUGUGUGUGUGUGUGUGUGUGUGUGUGUGUGUGCUCAGUGAUCACAUGGUUAAAUCUGGUGUAAACAUGAACAUACUCAGCUUUGUAAAUAAACAUCUUUUGAAUAGA